AUGAGCGCAAAUCCUAGCAACGUUAUCCGCAGGAAGCUUGUCAUUAUUGGCGACGGUGCCUGUGGCAAAACCAGUUUGUUGAGCGUAUUUACGCUAGGUUACUUUCCAACACAUUAUAUCCCCACAGUCUUUGAGAACUAUGUGACGGAUUGCAGAGUGGACGGCAAAUCUGUCCAGCUCGCUCUAUGGGAUACUGCCGGCCAGGAGGAUUACGAACGAUUACGACCACUUGCUUAUUCAAAAGCCCACGUCAUCCUGAUAGGUUUCUCCGUCGAUACUCCAGAUUCCCUUGACAAUGUUAAGCACAAGUGGAUUGAGGAAGCCAACCGACUGUGCCCUGGUGUUCCCACCAUCCUCGUCGGUCUUAAGAAGGAUCUUCGCGAGGAUCCUGUCGCGAUCGAAGAAAUGCGCAAGAAGUCCAUGCGAUUCGUUUCCGAACAUGAUGGCGAGUCAAUUGCACGAGAAAUUGGCGCAAAGCGAUACCUAGAAUGCUCCAGUUUGAGCGGCGAGGGUGUCGACGACGUGUUUGAGGCUGCCACUCGUGCUGCUCUGCUGACCUUUGAGAAGGGCGAGGGCGGCGGUUGCUGUGUCGUGCUGUAA
Fusarium sp. VM40 is the source of this 600-nucleotide messenger RNA. Lineage: Eukaryota; Fungi; Ascomycota; Sordariomycetes; Hypocreales; Nectriaceae. The record is from the annotation of a GenBank genome assembly.